AUGUUCUCGUGCAGCGACAAUGAGCUGGUAGAGGUGAGUUCAAUCGGGCGAGGAGUCUGCGUGUUUGUGGGCAUUUCCAGAGAGGAUAAUGAUGAAGACAUUGAGUAUAUUGUUCGAAAAAUCUUGAACGUGCGACUGUUUGCAUCCGAAAACAAGCGCUGGGACAAGUCUGUGAAGGAUGAGGGACUGGAGGUCCUCUGUGUCAGCCAAUUCACGCUUUAUGGCUAUUUAAAAGAUGCAUCCGAGUUCUAUGCCAGAUUCAUGGAAAAGAUGAGAAAAUCAUAUUCGCCCGAAAAUGUGCAGGACGGACGAUUUGCAGCAAUGAUGAACGUGGAGAUUGUUAAUGAUGGUCCAGUGACGAUCAGUUUAGAUAGCAAAAAUAAAGAUUGA
Ostertagia ostertagi is the source of this 390-nucleotide messenger RNA. Lineage: Eukaryota; Metazoa; Nematoda; Chromadorea; Rhabditida; Trichostrongylidae. The record is from the annotation of a GenBank genome assembly.